Molecule: messenger RNA, 4262 nt
Organism: Salvelinus fontinalis (brook trout)
Lineage: Eukaryota; Metazoa; Chordata; Actinopteri; Salmoniformes; Salmonidae
Product: fatty acid CoA ligase Acsl3-like
Exons: 14
Coding region: 215-2368 (717 amino acids)
Biological process (GO): long-chain fatty-acyl-CoA metabolic process; long-chain fatty acid metabolic process; neuron differentiation
Cellular component (GO): lipid droplet; plasma membrane; endoplasmic reticulum
Molecular function (GO): long-chain fatty acid-CoA ligase activity
Source: RefSeq, a predicted model, not a curated record
CCCAUCAUUCUCUCUCCUACCAUUCACAUCUCAGGGUUAGAGGAGCUAUCUCAGUGAUAAACUACCUGCUCAGAGCAUAAGCCGUGCAACCCACCCCCACCCCCCACUCACUCACUCACACCCACACACACACACUCACACACAUACACACACUCACACACAUACCCACACACACUCACACACACAUACACACACUCACACACACCCAGUCAGGAUGAAGCUGAAAGAGGAUCUGAACCCAGUGCUGCUGCUGCUCUUCCAGGUGACGGUGUGGCUGUACUCUGUCCUAGCCUUCCUCCCCUCCUACCUCUUUAGCUCUGUGUCAGAAUCAGACGCAGGCCUCGGCUCAGAACAGGAGCGGGCUCAGAGACUCAAGGCCCGGUCUGUGACGGGUUGCCCCGCGGGGCCCUACAGGGCCAUGGGCGCCACAAAGAGGCUGGUGUCGUCCUUGCACCCUGGGGUGGACACACUGGAUAAGGUGUUUGAGGAUGCAUCCAGAAGGUUCCCUGAUAGAGACUGCCUGGGCACCAGAGAGGUAGUCAUGGAGGAAGAUGAGAGGCAGAGCAACGGAAAGUUCUUCAAGAAGGUGAUCCUUGGGCAGUACCGCUGGCUGUCCUAUGCUGAGACUCACAGGGCAGCAGCCUGCUUUGGCAUUGGUCUGGCAGCGCUUGGCCAGAGGGCCCACAACAAUAUUGCCAUCUUUUGUGAGACCAGGGCUGAGUGGGUAAUAGCCGCACAGGCGUGCUUCAUGCAAAACUUCCCCUUGGUCACUCUGUACUCUACCCUGGGGGGUCCAGCCAUCACUCACGGUCUGAACGAGACAGAGGUCAGUCACAUCAUAACCAGCAGAGAGCUACUGGAGACCAGACUCAAGUUCAUCCUGCUGGAGGUGCCCAGGCUGCAGCACAUCAUUGUGGUGGACAACACGCCCACCAAGUGGCCCGGUUACCCACGAGGCAUCAGUGUCCACAACAUGGCCACUGUUCAGGAGCUGGGGGCCAAGCAUGAGAAUGUGUGUCAGGGGUGUAAACAGCCCGUGCCCUCUGACAUCGCUGUCAUCAUGUACACCAGCGGCUCCACUGGCGUACCCAAGGGAGUCAUGAUCUCCCAUAGCAACAUCAUUGCUGGCAUCACUGGCAUGGCAGAAAGGAUACCCAACCUGGGUGAGAAUGACACCUAUAUCGGGUACCUCCCUCUGGCCCAUGUGUUGGAGCUGAGUGCAGAGCUGGUGUGUGUGGCUCACGGCUGCAGGAUCGGCUACUCCUCCCCCCAGACACUAGCGGACCAGUCGACAAAGAUUAAAAAAGGCAGCAAAGGAGACACCAGUGUUCUGCAGCCGACUCUAAUGGCAGCUGUGCCGGAGAUUAUGGAUCGUAUCUAUAAGAAUGUGAUGACCAAGGUGGAGGAGAUGAGCAGUGCUCAGAGGACUCUGUUCACUCUGGCCUACAACUACAAGCUGGAGCAGCUCUCCCAGGGACGCAGUACGCCACUGUGUGACAACUUAGUGUUUAAGAAGGUUCGGUCCCUCCUGGGGGGGAGGACCAGGGUGCUGCUGUCGGGUGGGGCACCCCUCUCUGCCGCCACCCAGCGCUUCAUUAAUGUCUGCUUCUGUUGCCCCGUGGGCCAGGGCUAUGGCCUCACCGAGACCUGCGGAGCUGGAACCAUCAGCGAGAUGUGGGACUACAGUACAGGGCGAGUUGGAGGACCACUCGUUUGUUCUGAAAUCAAGCUCAAGGAUUGGGUGGAGGGUGGCUAUCACAUCACAGACACGCCCACCCCACGAGGUGAGAUUCUGAUUGGCGGGCCCAAUGUUACCAUGGGUUACUACAAGAACGAGUCCAAGAACCAGGACUUCUUUGUGGAUGAAAACGGACAGCGCUGGUUCUGUACGGGAGACAUAGGAGAGGUCCAUCCUGAUGGAUGCCUCAAGAUCAUUGAUCGUAAGAAGGACCUGGUUAAGCUCCAGGCAGGAGAGUAUGUGUCUCUGGGGAAGGUGGAGGCCAUGCUGAAGAACUGCCCGCUUAUAGACAACAUCUGUGCCUACGCCAACAGCGAUGAGAUGUACGUGAUUGGCUUUGUGGUGCCCAAUCAAAGGCAUCUGCUUUUGCUGGCGGAGCAGUAUCUUAUCCGGGGCUCAUGGGAGGAGCUGUGUGACAACGCUGCCAUGGAGGAGGUGGUCCUGCAGGUCAUCACCGAGGCCGCCCUAUCAGCCCAGCUGGAGCGGUUUGAGAUCCCCCGUAAGAUCCGUCUGAGCCCCGACCCCUGGACCCCCGAGACGGGCCUGGUGACCGAAGCCUUCAAGCUCAAACGCCAGCAGCUGAAAAGCAAGUACCAGGACGACAUUGAGAGAAUGUACGGCGGGAAGUAGGAUCAGACCAGACCAGAACCUCUCCAAGCACAGAGCCAGCAUCUGCCUCAAGCCGCCCAGCUCCUUGCUCCAUCCUCUUAUCCCCACCCGACCCCCAACCCCCAUCCUGGACGAGCCACCAGAAACACUCAAAUUACUUGAAUCUACUUUGUUCUUCUGAGACCAAAAAAGAUAGACAGAGAGAGAUAGAGAUAGAGAGAGACAGAUUGAGAGAGAGAGACAGAUUGAGAGAGAUAGAGAGAGAGACAGAUUGAGAGAGAUAGAGGGAGAGAGACAGAUUGAGAGAGAUAGAGGGAGAGAGACAGAUUGAGCGAGAGAGACAGAUUGAGAGAGAGAGAGACAGAUUGAGAGAGAUAGAGAGAGACAGAUUGAGAGCGAUAGAGGGAGAGAGACAGAUUGAGAGAGAUAGAGGGAGAGAGACAGAUUGAGAGAGAUAGAGGGAGAGAGAGAUUGAGAGCGAUAGAGGGAGAGAGACAGAUUGAGAGAGAUAGAGGGAGAGAGACAGAUUGAGAGAGAUAGAGGGAGAGAGACAGAUUGAGAGAGAUAGAGGGAGAGAGACAGAUUGAGAGAGAUAGAGGGAGAGAGACAGAUUGAGAGAGAUAGAGAGAGAGAGACAGAUUGAGAGAGAUAGAGGGAGAGAGACAGAUUGAGAGAUAGAGAGAGAGAGACAGAUUGAGAGAGAUAGAGAGAGAGAGACAGAUUGAGAGAGAUAGAGGGAGAGAGACAGAUUGAGAGAUAGAGGGAGAGAAAUAGAAACAUCAAAGAGAGGAGGCUGUGUUGUUGCAAUAUUUCCCCUCCACUGUUCCUAUAUUCGAUAAAAUGUCUUUGCUUAAAAAUGUGAAUCAAUAGACAAUAGCCUAGCCCUGAAGACUGUUGGAGAGAAGGAUUAGCUAGGGGAGAGUAAAUAAGGAGUGUGGUUGGAACACCCUCAAACAGUACCUCCAUGUUCAUUCCACUUCUUGCCCUCUUUGGAGAUGAUUUCCCUCAAGAUGUGAGUUAUGAGACAGGACAGGUAGGUCAUGUUGCCUGUUGAGCUCAUGUCUGUCUGAGUGUUGUCGACCGUUAUUGAAGCACAAACUCAGGUUGGUUGGAAAACUUUCCGUUUUAACCCCAAUGCCCUUCUGUCUGAGGGCGUCAGGAAUGCUAAGCCAUGAGAGCCUGUAGAGAGCAAGUACCAUUAACAUUUAGAUUAAUAGCUGUUGUUUGAUUAUUUGUUUUUCUCCUUUAAUUCCGUGAUUCUGUUCACAUUAGUAUAGAGUCCUCAUUGGCUAAUUCUCUGUCCAAGUUCCAAAUCCAUGGCUGCUCACUGGCUGCUCACUGCUCACUGCUCACUGGCUGCUCACUGGCUUCUCAGCCCUAUUCCUGAAUCCAGUUUUUUUCACUGCUUAUUCUAUUGUUUAUUUCAGAACCUAGUUCUGCCCGGAGACUAGUCUUACUUCCUGCAGGACAGGAAGAAACUACCUGUCAGUGUUUAUUUUUGUUGUGUUUGGUUGAUGCUGUUUUUUCUGCUUAGUGAUGCUUUAGUACGAUGAUAUAUAUUAGAUGCCCAUCUGGCCAUCCAAUCCUACAAGCAUGCAGUCAACAGGAGGUUCAGAGAGACUAAGAUAAGAUAAUUACUUUAUUAUCCCCAUGGGGAAAUUUUGGUUGCGGCUAGGGCAGUGAAAUGAUGAGUCUCUUCCGCCAGAAGAAAAACAGAACAUUUUGAGGUGAAUAUACAGUACCAGUCAAAAGUUUGGACACACCUACUCAUUCAAGGGUUUUUCUUUAUUUUUACUAUUUUCUACAUUCUAGAACAAUAGUAAAGACAUCAAAACUAUGAAAUAACACAUAUGGAAUCAUGUUGUAACCAAAAAAGUGUUAAACAAAUAAAAAAUAUAUUUUAGAUGUUAGAUUA